AGUAUCUCACAGCCAACAUGAAGUUCUUGAUCCUCGCCGCUGUGGCCGCCGUGGCUGCCGCCGUCCCCCAGGGAUACGGUGCUCCCCCUCCUCGCUACGCCUCCAGUGAGGAGAUCGCUAUCUUGAGGGACGACCGUGUGAUCGAGGACGACGGAAGGUACAACUUCGACAUGGAGACUGCCAACGGCAUCGUAGUGUCGGAGCACGGCACUCCCGGAGAUAAGGGAGCCAUCAACAGCGCUGGUUCCUUCUCAUACACCGCUCCUGACGGAACUGACGUCCACCUCCAGUACGUUGCUGAUGGGAACGGUUUCCAGCCUCAGGGCGCCCACCUGCCAGUGGCUCCCGCGUUCCCCCACCCGAUCCCUCAGUUCGUCCUCGAUCAGAUCGCCUUCGCCGCUGAGGAGGACGCCCGUAACGCCAAGAGGCCCUCAGGCACCUACGGCGCCCCCCAGUAAUUAAAUUUUAAUACUGUGUAGGUGUCUUUGCGAGAUUGUUUACAUGUAAGAAUAUCUAUAAAAGAAUAAACUAUUUAUUUUAAAGGCAAAAAGUGUAAAACUUCCUUAUCCAUCUCUGUUCAACUGAUUUUAUGAAUCGUUGUAAUUACAAGGACACACACACUUACCCACACACACACACACACACACACAGACACACACACACGCGUACGUGUGUAAGUGUUUGUUGAUAUACAAAGCAAAAUAUGUGACUAUAUACUGUAUGUUAAUACCUGUAAAUGUAUGUGUAUAUCUAUUUAUAAUUAUGUGAAGAAUGAAUAUGGACUCUGAGUUACUACCAUUUUGCUAAUUUGCAAAAAAAAAAAAAAAAAAAAAAAAAAGUAUAUUGCCCCUUUUCAAAAUUCGAAAUAAUUAUUACAGUUAGAGAACCAAAUAUGCCCUUCCUUCCGUAUAUAUCUUAGUGGGAUUAUUGAUUUGUUUACCGAUUUAUAUAAGCACAGACGCUUACGUCAAGGAGCAUACCAAAUUUCUGUUUUGUCCAUUUUUUUUUACGGAAAAUCUGGGUCAUAUAGUAACUUUCAUCGUCAUGAAACCUUGUACUAUCGGCUUAGUGCGAAAUUAGACAGAUUUUCCAUAGCAUUUCUCAUAUAUACAAUGUAUCUAUCUACCUAUAUGCGCGUGUGUGUCUGUGUGUGUGUGUGUGUGUGUGUGUAUGUGUGUGUGUGACAAAUGUAUAUGUGGUUAUUUAUUUCAAUUCGAUAACCUUAACUAAAUUAUACGAUUUUAGUAAAG
This is a messenger RNA of Penaeus chinensis, 1250 nucleotides long. RefSeq names its product cuticle protein AMP1A-like. Gene Ontology annotation, cellular component: chitin-based extracellular matrix. The transcript has 3 exons. Lineage: Eukaryota; Metazoa; Arthropoda; Malacostraca; Decapoda; Penaeidae. Gene Ontology annotation, molecular function: structural constituent of chitin-based larval cuticle. The record is from RefSeq and is a predicted model, not a curated record. Bases 18 to 458 code for a protein of 146 amino acids.